AUGUUGAUUCCCAAGGCCGACCGCAAGAAGAUUCACGAGUACCUCUUCCGCGAGGGUGUCCUCGUCGCGCAGAAGGACUUCAACCUCCCCAAGCACCCCGAUAUUGACACCAAGAACCUGUUCGUCAUUAAGGCUGCUCAGUCCCUCACUUCCCGCGGCUAUGUAAAGACCCAGUUCAGCUGGCAAUACUACUACUACACCCUGACCCCCGAGGGUCUCGACUACCUCCGGGAAUGGCUUCACCUGCCUGCCGAGAUCGUUCCUGCUACCCACAUCAAGCAGCAGCGAUCACACGCUCCUCCCCGUGGCAUGCUCGGCGAGGGCGAGCGUGAGCGACGACCUUUCGGCCGUGGACGUGGCGGCGACCGUGGUGACCGUGAGGGUGGAUACCGAAGAAGGGAUGCUGGUGAGGGCAAGGAGGGUGGUGCUCCCGGCGAGUUUGCUCCUCAAUUCCGUGGUGGCUUUGGCCGUGGACGUGGUGCUGCUCCUCCUUCCUAA
Messenger RNA from Trichoderma gamsii, 498 nucleotides. RefSeq lists its product as hypothetical. Gene Ontology annotation, cellular component: cytosolic small ribosomal subunit. The record is from RefSeq and is a predicted model, not a curated record. Gene Ontology annotation, molecular function: structural constituent of ribosome; RNA binding. NCBI's taxonomy places the organism in Eukaryota, Fungi, Ascomycota, Sordariomycetes, Hypocreales, Hypocreaceae. The transcript has 3 exons. The coding region runs from base 1 to 498 and encodes 165 amino acids.